AAUCGCAUAACCUAUGCAGGCGGGUUUAUGAAAAGCCUACAACCUUUCGCUGCACAAGUUACAAAAAAGUACUAUAAAAGAAACCGCGGUGGUUGGCAAUAUGCAUUAAAGAGAAUAAACUUUAAUCAUAUGUCGAUUCCCGAGCUUCUAAAUUCUAACUGCCGAUCACUAAUCAACAAGUGGACGAUCUGCGAUUCCUACUAAGUGAAAAUAUGUAUCGUAAUUGUGGUGUCACCACAAUUCAAGAAUCCUGGUUAAAUGAUCUACAGGACGACUGCCUAGUUUCACUACGUGAUUUCAAAAUUUAUCGUCAGGAUCAAUCAAGCAAUAAAAAUGGUGUGGCGGCGGUGUAGCUACGUUUGUAAACGUGAACUGGUGUCGAUCUUCGUUUGCGUGUUUCAAGUUUCAAAAUGACUUUAUCGACUGUCUAACUCUAAGAUGUCGUCCAAAACAUCUGAAUGAAUACAAACAUGUUUAUGUUACCAAUGUCUACGUGACUCCAGACUGCACAUCAUCUGCGCUAUCUGUUUUCGCCGAUCAAUUCACUGAGUUCGCUGUUACUGCUUUCAGUGAUUCACUUUCAGUUGUAUGUGGUGAUUUCAAUUCAUAUGAAUGUAGCUUCCUUACGUCACUAGGUCACCAGAAUGUAGUAGAUUUUCCUACUCGUUUGGAUGCUCAUUUAGACUUUGUUUUCAUUAAUGAUGUGGGUAUAUAUGUGCUCAAUUGUCUAGCUCGGAUCACUGUAAAAUUCGUGUUCUACCUAAAGUAUAUGGAAAGCAUGGAAAGAGUACACUCUUGCAUCAAACCAGGAAAGUCGAAUAUAGGAAUUAACCAGAAGAAAAUAUCCGGAAUCGGAAAAAUAUGUUUCAUACGACUAACUGGGAAUUAUUUACAGAUGACUCACUGAAAAUCACUACCGAUGUUGUCACUUGUUACCUUAAAUUCUGUUUUGAUACUUUUCGCCCCACUGAAACCAUUUUUGUAAGUUUUGAUCGACUUACAUCUUGACAACUAAAACGACUACGGAGGAUGAAAGAAAAAAUGUACAAGGGGAAAAACUCUAAUGAAGUUCGUAAGCUAAAUGGUCUGAUAAACCUAGAGAUUAGACGUCUCAACUGUAUGUUUAUUCAAAAACUCUUGUCUUGCAAAAGCUCUCCAAGUAUGUGAAAACUCUUUAAAGAACUUACAAGUGACAGACAGAUUAGGAGCAAUAACCAGCUGAAUGUUUGUGACUUAAAUAAGUCUUUUUUUUACGUCAGUCAUCUGAUGUGAUGCCCCCUUCAUCCACAGGUUUAAAGAAUAGCUGGGUUUCUAAUUUCACUGAAACUGAUGUCCGAAGAUAUCUCCAAUCGCUUAAUUCAUCCCAAUGUUUAGGACCUGAUGGUAUCCCAAACCUUUUUAAAAAAUGUGCUGACGUCCUAUGUUAUCCCUUCACGACUAUGUUUAACAGAUCCUUCUCAUCUAAUCUCACAGCAAAAAUGUGAAGAAAGAUGAAGAUAAUCCCUGUACCCAAGAAAGUAUCUGGCGAUAAGAAUGUGAAAUUUAGACCUAUUGCAAUAACUUCACCCUUCCUCAAAACAAUGGAAAAAUUAUUAAUACUUACAAUUCAGCCUGCGAUAAAAGAGCAUAUUGAUCCAUAUCAGUUUGUUUACAGAUGCAAAAGAAUCACCUUAGAUGAUGUUGCUAUUCUGCAUCACAAUAUAGUGUUCAACUUAGAAAAGGAUAAGAAGUAUGUUCGAUGUGCUUUUCUGGACUAUACUUCAGCUUUUGAUUUUAUACCAAGACAACGUUUAAUUAACAAGUUAAUCAGCAUCAACACUGACAGCUGGAUAACCAACUGGCUAUGUUCCUACCUCUCUGGAAGAGAACAGUACACUGUAUUUAGAGGAAUGUGUUCAGAGUCUCUACUGUCUCAUGAAGGUGUACCACAAGGAGCUGUUCUUUCACCCUUUCUUUUCUCUUUUUUUCUGCAUGAUCUGUCAUCUUCCACAGAAAACACUUGUAAAAUAUGCGGAUGAUCUCACUGUAUGUAUGUCUAUCUCUUCCUCUUUACAUCCCAUAGAAAUGAAUGAGUCUUUGUCUCGUAUUGAUUGUUGGUCUGUUGGUAAUGGUCUCAUACUUAAUCCGUCUAAAUGUCAAGCUGUUAACUUUAGCAUGAGACAUGAACGGCAUCUAAACAGCAUUUUGAGAUCCCAUAAUGCUUGUGCCAUCGGAGACUCUUUGACAAACACAAUGUCGAAGGCCAAUUAUCUUGGUGUUACCUUUCCCUCUGAUUUCUCUUGGUCUUCUCACGUUUUAUUGUUAUCGAAGAAGGUUUUCCGUCUGACUCACUACAUAAAGAGAUUGCAUGCUCUUGGGAUUACUCGUCAUUUACUCUUACAAUUUGUCAAUUCUUACAUAUUACCUAUUAUUCUUUACUGUUCUCCAUUAUUCUUUCCCGGGCUUUUGAGAAAAGACUUUGCUGUAUUGCGAAGAGUGCUGAAGGCAGUUAGCAAGAUGUGUGGUGAAUCUUUCGAGGUCAUAAUUAAUAUGGUUGUGGAUAGACAUCUAAAGUCAUGCAAACUCCUGGCAGGUGUUAUUUUAUCAGAUACUAACCUUCCACUUCACUCUUGUCUUUCUCCUUGUAUAUCUUCUGGUAGAACGAGACGUAAUUACAUUAAAAUCCAUGCACUCAAGCAAAAGUAUAAAAGUUCUAUAAUACCUUACCUAGCAAAUAUACUCUGUGACGAACAGGUUGUUAGAGUUAACCUAGUCAAUAACCUGCAUUCUUAACAUGACUUUAAUUUGAAAAGUUUUACAGUUUUUUCAGAUUUUUUUAAACCUUUUCCCUUUCUUUUUUUUUUGUUGUUGAAAUACUUUGUACCAAAAUAUAAUAUUGAGUAGAGCC
Molecule: messenger RNA, 2887 nt
Organism: Schistosoma haematobium
Lineage: Eukaryota; Metazoa; Platyhelminthes; Trematoda; Strigeidida; Schistosomatidae
Exons: 1
Coding region: 1491-2018 (175 amino acids)
Source: RefSeq, a predicted model, not a curated record